Molecule: messenger RNA, 1640 nt
Organism: Gastrolobium bilobum
Lineage: Eukaryota; Viridiplantae; Streptophyta; Magnoliopsida; Fabales; Fabaceae
Exons: 8
Coding region: 109-1056 (315 amino acids)
Source: RefSeq, a predicted model, not a curated record
UGUUCUGUUCCAAAACCACCCAUUACUUCUCCCUUUGCUUUUUUCCCCAAUUCUCGUUCAAAGCUUUCUCUUUGUAUUUGAUGGGAUAAUAGCUCACCUCUUCAAAAAAUGUUUUCUUUCAAAGAUAAAGUCACAGAGAAGCUUUCCCAUCUCUUUGCCAAUCCUCCCAACUCCUCGUCCCCUCAGGCUAGUUCAUAUUCUAAAGAGGGUAAAUCUUCGCCUUCAUAUUUGUCUUACAUUAUCCCAUCAAUCAGCUUUGGUGGAUCCAAGACAAGCAAGCAGCAACAUGAUCCUAAACCAAGUCAAUCAGAUUCUGUUGGAUAUAAUUAUGAGAAAUUUGAGUAUCAGGAUGUUCCAUUGGAUAAAUAUGUCGAUUGUAGUCCCUCAUGUAGUAGCAUGGAUUUAUUGAAAGAUGAAAUUAUUAAUGAAGAUCAGACCUCUAGAAGGAGCAGUAGCAGUUCUGAAGUUUUUGAAGAAGCCAAUGGGCAGCAAACUCCAAAUUCGUCAAAGAAGUCCCAGCCCAAUCUUAGUGAUGACUCUACUUUUAUUUCUCCUGAGUUGUUUGAAUUCUUGGAAUCAUGCCUCCCUAAUAUAGUAAGAGGAUGUCAAUGGGUCUUACUUUAUAGUACGUUGAAACAUGGAGUAUCACUUCGUACACUUAUUCGCAAGAGUGCUGAACUUUCUUGUCCUGGUUUGCUGAUUGUUGGAGAUAUGCAAGGUGCUGUGUUUGGUGGACUGCUAGAUUGCCCCUUGAAACCUACAGCAAAGCGAAAAUAUCAAGGGACAAACCAAACUUUUGUCUUUACAACUAUAUACGGUCAACCAAGGCUGUUUCGACCUACUGGUGCCAACCGGUACUACUACAUGUGUUUGACAGACUUACUUGCACUUGGUGGUGGGGGUAAUUAUGCUUUAUGUUUAGAUGAAGAUUUGUUAACGGGAACUAGUGGACCUUGUGACACAUUUGGAAACUUAUGUCUAGCUCAUAGUCCAGAGUUUGAGUUGAAGCAUGUUGAGUUGUGGGGUUUUACACAUGCUUCCCCUAUGCAAGGCUAAGAUGCUUUUGUUUGGAUGUCCACAAGAAGCGUCACUCUCUCUCUCUCUCUCUCUCUCUCUCUCUCUCUCGCCCCCCCCCCCCCCCCCCCCCCUUUUCCCUUUACUAGUUUGCUAGCAAUUUAUCCAUACUAAACUGCUUGAAUGUAGUUUAGUUUACCCACUUUCGUGAGGAUGACUGUAUGCUUUUGAGUGAUUGAUCAAUUUGAUAUACUGUCAGACAUGUCCCAAGCUCUUAUUAGUAGAUUGUAGGCUUGAAAUUCCAUUUUGCAAAAGUUAAGGUUUGUGGAAGCCAGAUGGUCCGAACACAAGAAGGUUGUAGAGUAGAAUGUAAGGGAUGGAAUCUACUCAUUAAACUACUAAGAAAUAAAGCACCGACCAGGCCAUUUUACAUGUAAUACUUGGUUUCCCACGGCAUUAACUAUAAGCUCAGGUUCUGUAGCUACGAACACAACCUUUGUUUUACAAUUUGAUUUGACAAAUUAGACUAAUGAAGAGGCAAGUCAUUUUGUGGGUGGAAGUACUCUCACUAGUAAUGUAAUCAAAGUGGAUAUGGAUGUCUAUAGUUAUGGCUUGUUAACAAUAUA